Molecule: messenger RNA, 1196 nt
Organism: Schistosoma mattheei
Lineage: Eukaryota; Metazoa; Platyhelminthes; Trematoda; Strigeidida; Schistosomatidae
Source: the annotation of a GenBank genome assembly
AUGAAGAACAUCCAAUCCCUCACAUCAAACUCAUCUUACACUCGCGAGGGUUACGAUGACUUUAUCCGAGAUACCCUCACCCAUUUUAACUUAGUAGGCCACUUGCUUAAUAUAUGUCUUAUCAACGCUCGAUCGAUCUGCAACAAAAAGACGGAUUUAGCCCUGUUUGUAUCCAUAUAUCAACCAUCAGUUAUUAUGAUAUCUGAAGCAUGGACUAACAGUAAUAUUUCCGACAGAAGCAUAUCUCUAGAUAACUAUUCCCUAUAUAGAAGCGAUAGAUUGAAUGGACGAGGCGGAGGAUGCCUUAUUUACGCUCACUCUAGCCUGAACUCACUGCUAUGUGAUAUGCCUGAACUAAACAAACUGAAGGAUUCGGUGUGGAUUGUAUUAAAGCCGUUGAAUUCCGUUACCUUACUGCUCGGCUGUGUUUAUCGUCAACCUAACGCAUCAAUAGAUGAAAUAGCAGUAUUAUCGGAGGUAUUCACGCUAGCAUCAUCCCUCUCAUUCACAGGCAAGCUCAUUUGUGGUGACUUCAAUAUGCCCGAAAUUUCUUGGCUGCCAGUCAAAGCGCCGAGACGUUAUGAAUCAUUUAUUGAAUGUCUAGAGCUUGGACAAUGGACUCAGUAUGUCGAUAGCCCUACCAGACAUCAAAACAUCUUAGACUUAGUCUUUACCAGUGGCCUCAUCCCCAAUACUUUGUAUAUUGGAAAAAAGUUCCCAGGUAGUGAUCAUAACAUUGUCAUAUGCAGCCUUAAUGUAAAAACCACAACCGAUAGAAGUAAAACCGUAACACUUCGUAGAAACUAUCGCAAGGUUGAUUGGAAUAACUUCCACAAUUACCUAAGAAGCACUGAUUGGAGAACUUUCUUUACCUCAAACAAUACCGACACAUUAACCAAUAUAUUUUAUCACAACAUCAAAAGUAUCAUCAACAACACCGCACCUUUAGAAUACUGUAAACCUACGUUCUCCAAAGAUCUCUAUAUACCGGUCAGUACAAGAAGACGUCUUCAAAGACAUUGUACUCGAUUCCACAACUUAAAUGACUUUUCCUCUUUAGUAACGAUGACAGAAAUACUUGUCCGAACAGAGGCAAUAAGUAAACAAAAAGCAGUAGCACAGGAAAAACGUGCAGUUGAAUUUAAUAAUAACUCCUCUGCAGUCAGUCAGUCAGUCAGUAACAACGUAGAACUUCG